UUGUCGAUUGAUGGAAUACUUUACUCCAUGCAUGCCACAAGAAGAAUAAGGACAAUUUACAAGUGGAUACAACAAAAUUACCAUUAUUGUUAUUUUAAACUUUUAAUAUCUCUUCGCGUAAAACGGGUUAUUUGUUGGGAGCUUCAAUUCACUAAAUCGCUUUCCAGCACCAGCUUGUCUUGAGAAGCUCACAGCCACCAUGGUGGUAGUGCAAAGCUACUGUGAGGCCAGCGCUUCCAUCUCCGAAGCCUGGCUGGAGGGCGGCAUCUCGCCCUGCUUCUACUUCACCCUGGUGCCCACCGUUCUGCUUACCCUCUCCUUCUUCUUCGGCGCCUUCCACUGCGUCUGCUACCGCCGCUACGGCACCGAGAUGGAGCCCAAGUUCGUGCCGCGCUCGCGCCUCUAUGGCCUCCAACUGGCAGUCUCCCUGCUCCUCCUGCUGCAGUUCCUAGGGGGGCUGGUGUGGAGGGCAGCCGGAGGAGGGGAGCUCCCCGGCUAUGUGGUGCUGUACGGAUGCCUGUCCAUGCUGGGCUGGGUCUGGGCAGUGGCCCUGCUAAGGCUGGAGAGGAGGAGGGUGCUGGUGAGGGACCGGACACAGGGCCACAGCAUGGUGUUGCUGCUCUUCUGGACUGUGGCAUUUUCAGCGGAGAACCUGGCCUUCGUCUCCUGGGCCAGCCCCUACUGGUGGUGGGGCCUGGAGAACACACAGAAGCAGGUGGAGUUUUCUCUGUGGUUGAUGCGCUACCUCGGCACAGGAACACUCUUCUUCCUGGGCCUGAAGGCUCCGGGGUUGCCACGGAGACCAUAUAUGCUCCUGAUCAACGAGGACGAACGUGACAUGGAGGGCGGCACUGGCCAGCCCCUGUUGAGUGGGGCGGAGGAGUCCCAGUCUACCUGGCAGGACUUUGGGCAGAAGGUGCGUCUGCUGGUGCCCUACAUGUGGCCCCGGGGCAAUAUUCUACUACAGGGCCUGGUGCUGCUCUGCCUGUGCCUGCUUGGUUUGGAGAGGGUCAUCAAUGUCUUUGUCCCCAUCUACUACAAGAACAUCGUGAAUGAGCUGACUGAUGGGAGCAGCUGGAAGACCUUGGUCACCACUGUGUGUGUCUAUGUCCUGCUCAAGAUCCUGCAAGGUGGAGGGGCAGGUGCGUCUGGUUUCAUCAGUAACCUGCGCUCCUUCUUGUGGAUCCGCGUGCAGCAGUACACCAACCGGGUGGUGCAGGUGCGUCUGUUCGGCCACUUACACUCACUGUCACUGCGCUGGCACCUGGGCCGACGCACCGGGGACGUCCUGCGCAGCAUCGACCGCGGCACCUCCUCCAUCAACACCCUGCUCAGCUACAUUGUAUUCAGCAUCUUCCCCACCAUCGCAGAUAUCGUCAUCUCCAUCAUCUACUUCAUCACCUACUUCAACGCCUGGUUCGGACUCAUCAUAUUCGUCUGUAUGUUCCUCUACCUCACCCUUACCAUCAUCAUCACGGAAUGGAGGACUAAGUACAGGCGAGACAUGAACACCCAGGACAACAACGCCAAGUCCAAGGCAGUGGACUCCCUGCUCAACUUUGAGACGGUGAAGUACUACAACGCAGAAAAUUAUGAAGUGAACCGCUUUGAGAACGCCAUCCUCAAGUAUCAGAUUUCAGAAUGGAAGACCCAAGCCUCUCUGGCCUUCCUGAACCAGACCCAGAACCUGAUUGUUGGCUCAGGCCUACUGGCAGGCUCACUGCUCUGUGCCUACUUUUUCCAGGAGGGCAAGUUUAAGCUUGGAGACUUUAUCCUCUUUGGCACCUACAUCAUCCAGCUCUACACCCCUCUCAACUGGUUUGGAACCUACUACAGAAUCAUCCAGAAGUCCUUCAUCGACAUGGAGAGCAUGUUUAAGCUCUUCACCGAGGAAGAGGAGGUGAAGGACGUGGUGAAUGCAGGGAACCUUCUCUAUAAACUGGGAAAAGUGGAGUUUGAGAAUGUGUACUUUAGCUAUACUGAUGGGAAGGAGAUUCUUAAGGACGUAUCAUUCACUGUGCAGCCAGGCCAUACUGUUGCAUUGGUUGGCCAGUCAGGGUGCGGUAAGAGCACCCUCCUUCGCCUGCUGUUCCGUUUCUAUGACGUCCAGGGGGGAUGCAUCCGCAUCGAUGGCCAGGACAUCUCUAAGGUGAAGCAGGUGUCUCUGCGUGCCCACAUCGGCGUGGUGCCCCAGGACACAGUCCUCUUCAACGACAACAUCCGCGACAACAUCCGCUACGGACGCAUCUCUGCCAGCGACCACGAAGUGGAGGCGGCGGCCAUCGCCGCAGACAUCCACAAGAAGAUCCAGACGUUCCCAGAAGGAUAUGACACCCAGGUGGGUGAGAGGGGUCUGAAGCUGAGCGGGGGGGAGAAGCAGAGGGUGGCUAUCGCCCGGACCAUCCUCAAGGCCCCUCAGAUCAUCCUGCUGGAUGAGGCCACAUCUGCUCUCGACACACAGACGGAGCGCAACAUUCAGGCGUCGCUCAUCAAAGUGUGCUCCAAUCGGACCACCAUCGUUGUGGCUCACAGGUUGUCGACCAUCAUCGGUGCCGACCAGAUUCUUGUUCUAAGUGACGGUCAGAUAGCAGAGCGAGGACGACAUGAUGAGCUGCUGGCUAAGGGAGGGUUGUACUGUGACAUGUGGAUGAAGCAGCAACAUGCCCAGGACUCAGACUCAGCCUCUGACACAGAAGCCAAAGACAAGAAGUCUGAGAAACUACAGCCCCCAUCAGUCACUGCAGGCCACAGGAGCCACUGAGGAUAGAGUGAGAGGUUCAAGGAUAUGUAGACAUUGUGAGGAGACGGACGAGGGACGCAGGGAGAGGAUUAGAUACCUCAAAAGGCUGUUUUGUCUGCAAUUUUUUAAGUUAUCUGUCCAUUGAGGUUAAUUCGGUUAUGAGUGAAGUUAAGCCCCACCCCAACCCUCUCUGCAUGUUACGGGCAAGUCUAGGGGCCAAAUGUCCGCUCCCCUUCCAAAAUGUGAAAGAUGCGAACACUUGCAAAAUCAUGAUUUCUCCAAAUGAUCAGUGGCAAAAAUCUGUGCACCUCGCUGUUGUCACAUCCCACAGUCUGUUGACAUACACUACGAUACCAGUUCUGUUACAUGCGUCUGUCCACGAGAGAUUAGUGCCUAAUGAACACGACCAGGACUCCGCAUAAUCCGUCCUCUUGAAGUGACAGCAAGUCCAAAGUAGACUAAUACCUACCCUUAAGCGCAGGUAUAGGCAGUUUGGCACAGUGUCUCACAAAACUUAGAAUUGUUGACUAAUGUUUAGGGGUAGAGAAAAGUAUUAGUUUUAUUUACAGCAUCUACAGGUUCAUUGUAAAUUAUAGAUCUAUAUAUUUUUUACUACACCCACUUUUUAGCUUAUGAGACGGAUCAUUUUUGUUAGCUACUAUACAAGCAAUAGACUUACAUUAUACUUAAUAGACAAAUGAAGCGAUUCAGACCGAUGUGAAUGGUUAACAAAAAAAUCUGUUUCACUCUAAUUGUUUUUUGUCUUAGUACAAAGGUAUGCGUACAAGAACUUCAAAAUCAAAUUUUGGUUAUUAGUAAAAACAGAUAUUUAGUCUGUAUUUGGUCCAUUUAGCAUCGAAACUGCAUCAGUUUUACUCCAAAUAGACUUGGGCAUUAUCAUGUACUGUACAGUCUAGGUGUUGACUGAUACAUACAAAAUUAGCUGGCUGUAACUUUUAUUUGUCACCAAUGGUGAUCAAUAAGAACUACUGGCAGUAUAUUAAAGAGAACAGAGUCGAUGGAAAAGGAAACCUUUAUCUAUGAAUGAACUCAGAAUUCUCAAACCUUUCUAUGCUGCUACCCGUUUUGCGUAAAGAACUACUGUUAGUGUAUCUUUAUUUUAAUGGAAGAAAUUAGUCUGUAUAUUUGAAUUUGUAAAUAUCUAUGCCUUGCAUUCCCAAUGCAGUGUGGAGUUUGGCAAUAUCUGUUGAUAAUCACACUCCAUUUACAGUAUGUAUUGUCAAAUUCUGUUUCAUUUAUUUUUUUAAAGGGCCAUAAGGGAAGAUCUAUCCAUUUAACUGAACUUGAGUUAUUUGAGAGAGAAUGGGGACUUCAUAUCUACGUGAAGUCCUUAGAGUUACGAGUUUGGGGUUGAAUUGGAAACUGUCUGCAUUACUCAAGGGAACGUGAAAAUGGACAUACUUACCAUCCAUAUAUUGCACAGCAGACUACAUCAUGAAAAGUUAUUUCAGACUGAAAUAAAUAGAUGAAUCCCAAAUGCAUUUGUGACUACAGAAGUAAUACCAAAGAGCUAGAGUGGUUUUGCUAGCAAAUCAUUGCUCUACCACUACAGCAGUCAAUCAUUUGUAGGUGUACAAAGUGUGCAAACUGGUGCAGUCAAAUAAUGUACACUAAUGCCCAUGAGUUUAAAUGUUCUGUGUCAAUGAGUGACAUUGACACCACAGGAGGUUGGUGGCGCCUUAAUUGGGGAUAACAGGCUUGUGAUAAUGGCUGGAGUGGAAUAGUAUCAAAUACAUCAAACUAUUGGAUUCCAUUUGUGCCAUUACAGAAAUGCAACAUUUUUGUUCUGAUAAUAACUGCUUUGACACAAUGUCAAACUCUUUUGUAUGUGAUUUGGGGGCAUAGUUUGUUUUGUAGUGUGGUGUUUGCCUUUGUCACACUUCCAAUGUGUGUGGCAUCAGGCUAUGCUUGGAUGUCAAAUACAUAAAUGGUUUGUUUUUUCUUUGUGUAUAUGUUAAUAAAUGGUAUAAUUAAAGAUAUAUUAUGACGAA
Messenger RNA from Oncorhynchus nerka (sockeye salmon), 4752 nucleotides. RefSeq names its product ATP-binding cassette sub-family B member 6-like. Bases 200 to 2761 code for a protein of 853 amino acids. Gene Ontology annotation, cellular component: vacuolar membrane. NCBI's taxonomy places the organism in Eukaryota, Metazoa, Chordata, Actinopteri, Salmoniformes, Salmonidae. The transcript has 20 exons. Gene Ontology annotation, biological process: heme transport; transmembrane transport. The record is from RefSeq and is a predicted model, not a curated record. Gene Ontology annotation, molecular function: ATP binding; ATP hydrolysis activity; heme binding.